This is a messenger RNA of Penicillium digitatum Pd1, 2211 nucleotides long. It is a transcript of the gene gpi10, whose product is annotated as putative glycosylphosphatidylinositol-alpha 1,2 mannosyltransferase. Gene Ontology annotation, molecular function: alpha-1,2-mannosyltransferase activity. Gene Ontology annotation, biological process: GPI anchor biosynthetic process. Gene Ontology annotation, cellular component: endoplasmic reticulum membrane. The record is from RefSeq and is a predicted model, not a curated record. NCBI's taxonomy places the organism in Eukaryota, Fungi, Ascomycota, Eurotiomycetes, Eurotiales, Aspergillaceae.
AUGUCUACAACAAAUUUUCCGAGCCGCGCGCUUCAAACCCCCCGCGCUUCCACUCCUAACAUACUCCUUCUCCUCAUCGCCUUCCGUCUCGUCAAUGCAUUCGUAGUUCGGACCUUUUUCCAGCCAGAUGAAUACUUUCAGUCCCUGGAGCCAGCUUGGGAUAUCGCGUUCGGUCAAGGUCAAGGGGCCUGGGUGACAUGGGAAUGGCGGCACCAACUCAGAUCCUCGCUGCAUCCUUUCUUGUUCGCCGCUCUCUAUAAAUCCGCCGAUUUUCUCGCCUCAACCUUCAGAGUGUCUCCCGCCACGCGCGCAGAGCUCCUGAUUGCCACACCGAAGACAGCGCAGGCCGUUGUCGCGGCAAUUGGUGAUUUCUACACAUGGAAGCUUGCAGUUCGCGUCUAUGGAAAUGAUUCCCGUGGAUCUUGGACAACGCUGGUCGCAACAGUCCUAAAUCCCUGGCAAUGGUUCUGCUCCACUAGAACCCUGUCGAACUGUCUUGAAACAACGAUCACCAUUGUUGCGUUGGAACUAUGGCCAUGGCAAUGGUCGGUAGGCUCUACAGCCGGUGAUCGCCGCUACAAAAAUGCUACCAAUCAAAUGAGGGGCACUAACAGGGACCAAAGUGAGAUUCUUAGCCUCCACAAAUGUCUGCCGCUGGCGGCACUCGCAUGCAUACUACGACCGACCAAUAUUCUCGUUUGGGCAACCCUGGCCAGCCUCGCUUGGCUUCGGACCUCUUGGCCCCAACGCAAGAUUUUUAUUUUGCAAGUCAUAGUUUGCGGAUCGGCAAUUCUUGCGGUGUCUUCGGUUGCGGACCGUCUCUUCUAUGGAAUUUGGACCUUCCCACCGCUCAGAUUCCUAUACUUCAACAUUGCGCAGUCACUGGCUGUCUUCUAUGGCAGCAAUGACUGGCAUUAUUAUAUCUCCCAGGGUUAUCCACUUCUACUUACCACUCUAUUACCUUUUGCGGUCAUUGGUUUAUAUACAACCUUGACAGCUCGGAAUUCUACAGCGGGAGACAGCUUGCAGGCGGCGAUCCAAGUACAAUUGGCGAUAGUCUGCCUUCUGAUGCCAUUUGUCCUCUCUUUGAUCUCUCAUAAGGAAGUGCGCUUCAUCUACCCAUUGCUGCCCUGUCUGCACAUCCUGGCUGCGCCGCCUUUGGAGCAGUUUUUUUCCCCAGCCAUCUACUCGCGGACAAACCCGCGUCACACUCCUCGCAGGUUAAUUCUCAUCUUUCUCGUGCUUGUAAACGUGGUCAUUGCGCUAUAUACUACUCUCUAUCACGCGUCAGGAACACUUGACGUCCUCUCCUAUCUCCGUCAGCAGCACCAAGCACACUCGGUACCAACACCAAAAAGACGAUCAAACUCAAUUUCUGAAGUCGGAAUAUCUGCUGGCUUUUUGAUGCCCUGCCACAGCACACCAUGGCGCUCUCAUCUUGUCUACCCAACAAUAAGUGCUUGGGCCCUUUCCUGCGAGCCCCCGAUCGAUCUCAAUGCAACCCAGAAAGCCGUUUACCGAGACGAAGCAGACCAAUUUUACGACGACCCUGAUCAAUUCCUACGCCAGAACAUGGCGGGUGGUCUCCGUCACCUCCCUCGACGACCCAGCUACAUCGCUGCCACUCAUCAUUCUGCAUCAGGAAAGACCUCCGACAAGACCCUUGUACAUGAAUGGCCCGAUUAUCUCAUCUUUUUUGCCCAGCUCGAGCCAACCCUCCACACCCUGCUGCGCGGUUCACACUAUGACGAGUGCUGGCGAACCUUCAACACAGCCUGGCACGACGACUGGCGUCGUCGCGGUGACAUCGUAGUAUGGUGCUUGGACAGGGUCGAGCAGGACGCCUGGCGCUCCAAUACCCAACGCCACGCGCAGCAAAGCCGAGACAAGCAAUUCGAUCGUAUCGUGGAAGCCUUCAAGCAAGAGGGGCGCAAGCAGAAAGAGAAGUCGUGGAUGGGAUUCCACGCGUCUUCGACGCCUUGGUCCGCAUCGCCGCCUCCAUUUUUAGCAUCCUGGCGACGUUCAGUGAAGUCUUUUUUCUCGUCACCUCCAAAAUCUUCGAUUUCUUGGCCUUGGCGUCCCCCCACUCGUUGGGAGACCUUUGUGGCGAGGCUGUCAUUCUCGAAGCAGAAGCCUAGUUGGCUUUCUUGGUUGCCCUCUUGGUUGGGCGGAGCUAAAAAGAGACCCACAGAAACGGAGUUGUGGUCUUGA